This is a messenger RNA of Lodderomyces margitis, 411 nucleotides long. It is a transcript of the gene ERG28, whose product is annotated as Erg28p. The record is from RefSeq and is a predicted model, not a curated record. Lineage: Eukaryota; Fungi; Ascomycota; Pichiomycetes; Serinales; Debaryomycetaceae. The transcript has a single exon. Gene Ontology annotation, cellular component: endoplasmic reticulum; membrane. The coding region runs from base 1 to 411 and encodes 136 amino acids. Gene Ontology annotation, molecular function: protein-macromolecule adaptor activity.
AUGAACAUAGGAAUAUUACCAUUCACCCGUGGCGGUAAAUUACCCUACUGGUUGCUAUUCAUCUCCAUAGUGUCCAUUUUCAACUCAUUACAAACCUAUCAGAAGGACUUGACUUUGACCAAACGAGUCUACAAUGCCAAGCCACAACAAGUAACAAACUUGUCAGCAAGAACUUUCGGAACUUGGACAUUGAUCACGUCUAUAGUGAGGUUAUAUGGAGCUUAUAAUAUCACAAAUCCACAAGUUUACCAAUUGACUCAGUUCACUUUUGGCGUGGCUGCUUUCCAUUUUUUAAGUGAAUGGUUGAUCUACAAGACUACUCUGUUGGGCAAAGGCUUAACAGGACCUUUAGUCGUGAGUAGUUUGAGUUUGGGUUGGAUGUGGUUAUAUAAAGAUUUUUACGUCUUCUGA